AUGGGUGAAGAAGAGGCGGCGACACUUGAAGGACAGUUUUAUGAAUUUUCGAGGAUGUUAGACAAUAAACGAGAUGGUACAACCAUAACUCUGUACCGUUCCGACUUUUGGAUGCGGCAAGCAAAACUAAUGGAAGACCGAAAGCUCACUAUGACGGAUACUGGUGUUUUAUUCUAUAAAUUCAGUAAAUCAGAAUUAAACUGGGACGAAUGGAUGGAAUUUUUGUCUGAAUUAUGUGCACUGAAAGAUAUGGACGAAGAGAAGGUACAAGAAGCAUUAACGAAUUGUGGGCUCCCAGGGCAGACUCCGGUUCAAGUGCCACAAUACAGAGAUUUCUUUUUGACGUAUAAACCGAAGGAAAAGUUACCGUUUUAG
Messenger RNA from Leptosia nina, 375 nucleotides. The record is from the annotation of a GenBank genome assembly. Lineage: Eukaryota; Metazoa; Arthropoda; Insecta; Lepidoptera; Pieridae.